CUCCUUAGUUACAGCUUGAUAAAGGUUUCAAGAUGGGACUUGCUCACAAUAUCGUCGGCAUUAUCGGGAAUGUCAUCUCUUUCGGUCUCUUCCUCUCGCCACUGCCAACGUUUUACCAAAUACAUAAGAAGAAGGCAGUGGAGGAGUUUCAGCCAUAUCCCUACUUGUGCACAGUGAUGAACUGCGUAAUCUGGGUGUUCUAUGGUCUCCCCAUUGUUAAAAAAGACAAUAUAUUAGUGUUAACCAUCAAUAGCGUCGGCCUUGUCAUUGAACUUCUCUACUUAACUGUCUACGUCGUUUAUGCUAAUGAUCGCAAGAAAAGGGUUCGUGUUGGGUGUAUCCUCCUCUGUGAAGCAGUUUUGACAGUAAUCCUUGUGACGGUGGCAAUGCUGUGGUUGCACAACCAUAGAGUUUUAUUCGUGGGAAUAACAGCAGAUAUUUUCAACAUUAUCAUGUACGCUGCACCUUUGGCCAUAUGGAAAAAGGUUUACGAUACAAAGAGUGUGGAGUACAUGCCUUUUUGGCUCUCACUUGCGGGCUUGUCUAAUGGCAUCUGUUGGACCAUUUAUGGCCUUCUCCAGUUUGACAUCUUCAUCCUGGUUUCCAAUGGGCUAGGAUCUGUCUUCGGGGCAGUUCAGCUGGGUUUAUAUGCUUACUAUUACUUUAAUGGAACUAAAGAACAAGUGAAGAAGCCAUCACAGGUUCAGCUCUCUAAUCGACCGAGUGGAGCAGCCUGA
Molecule: messenger RNA, 737 nt
Organism: Hibiscus syriacus
Lineage: Eukaryota; Viridiplantae; Streptophyta; Magnoliopsida; Malvales; Malvaceae
Product: bidirectional sugar transporter SWEET6b-like
Exons: 3
Coding region: 33-737 (234 amino acids)
Biological process (GO): carbohydrate transport
Cellular component (GO): membrane
Molecular function (GO): sugar transmembrane transporter activity
Source: RefSeq, a predicted model, not a curated record